Molecule: messenger RNA, 4032 nt
Organism: Patella vulgata (common limpet)
Lineage: Eukaryota; Metazoa; Mollusca; Gastropoda; Patellidae
Product: carboxypeptidase D
Exons: 10
Coding region: 218-1438 (406 amino acids)
Biological process (GO): proteolysis
Molecular function (GO): metallocarboxypeptidase activity; zinc ion binding
Source: RefSeq, a predicted model, not a curated record
GGCCAGUUCUAAAGGUUAUAAGUCAUUGAGUCGUAAAAUUCUGGUAAAGAAACAAGCAGCUGUAGAAGUGAACUUUACUCUACAGCAUGAAAAAGACAGAUUAGAUUACCAUGGUUACAAGGAGUUGAAAGAAAGGCUAACUAAUUUAUCCCAGCAGUAUUCAGAUUUAGUCAAAUUACACAAAUUAGGAUCUAGUGCUGAAGGUCGAGAUAUUUUAAUGAUGGAUGUUGGUGUAAAGACUACAGAUCAUGCUGUACCACAUGUCCUGUUGCUAGGCAACUGCCAUGGUAACGAGGUCAUAGGUCGUGAACUACUGUUACAACUUGUAGAAUCUUUAGUUACUGGUUACCGUAGUGAUGACUCUGUCACAGAGCUAUUGGAUACGACCUCGAUUCAUAUUGUUCCAUCCUUGAAUCCUGAUGGAGGUGAAAAAGCUGAACCUGGAAAGUGUGAUAAACUUUCUCAAAAUAACAUCACAUUUUUGGAAUCUGCAAAAUCUCCUGAAGUUAAAAGUUUAUUGGACUGGUUGUCGGGACGACAGAUAGCGGCUAGUUUUAUUGUACGGGGAGGUCAACAGGUCGUAGCCUAUCCUCAAUCAUCAACAGGUGAUGACGAGACCCGUGGACAACAAUUGGCUCUGGUUUACGCCAAUCAUCAUCCUCUAUUAAUUAACGCUAAAACUGGCUGCAAUAUUGAUAAAGAUAAAUUUAUAGCUGGAACAGUUGAAGCCUCAAAGAUCCAUUCUAAAAAUGACAGUGCUUUGAAUUAUUUGUUUAACGUAAAGAAGAUUCCAUCCAUCAACAUCUAUACCAGCUGCUGUUCGACACCUCCAGCAGAUCAACUUCUCACUUUAUGGCAUCAAAAUAAAAAGUCACUGAUAUCUGUUUUACAAGAGGUACACCGAGGAAUAUCUGGUUCAGUACAGGACAAGAAAACCCACCGACCGUUCUCCAACUCAACUAUUAUCAUAGAAUCUGAUAAACUAAAACAACAAGUCAACGUGGAUAAUAACGGACAUUUCUUUAUUUAUCUUCCACCUGGUGUUUAUAGAGUUACUUCCCUUGUUGAUGGAUAUAAAAAACAGGUCAAGAAUAUUGAAUUAGGGAAGAAUAUGGCACCAUUAACAAGUUCCAUAAAACUUGAUGUUGAGAAGAAACAGAGUUUAGCGGCUUCACCUUUCCUUGUUGUCGUUGCUUUCAGUUCUUUGGUUUUACUGGUGGUGGUCAUAGUAACAGUUUUUAUCUGUAAAAAAUAUCAACGAAAACCAGUUUAUCAGAAAUUAGGAUUCCGUCCUGCACAAGAUGACGAGGAUGAGGACACUUAUCGAGAAUAUGGCUCAAAAUCAAAGCUGAUCAAACCGAAAGAAUACCAUGAUUAUAGUUCUGAUGAAGAACACGAUUUAUACGUCCAAGAUUUCCUCAGGCAUUCCAGAUCCUGAUUCGCUCAUUAUUAAUCCUAAUCCUACCCAGUAAAAAUCUCUUACAAUUUUAACCUUUUCUCAGAUUAUUUUCUCAUAUUUUUUAUAUUGUUUUUUUUAUUUAUCGACAUUCCUUAACGGCAAUAUUUUCUGCUCAGACUUGGUUUUUAUCAUUUUUUUGUUUUAUUAAUAAGUACAUAUAAAACAUGAUUUAUGGCAAGGUAGGGAGGGAGGCAAGGUGGGGAGGGUAGGGAGGGAGGCUGUUGUGUGGAAUUCAUCACCACAAGAUAUUGGACUUAACUAUAUGUAUUACAGUAGAUUUUGCUUCAAUGUUUACAAUAGGAUCUUUAAUGUAUUCACGGUCACCAACCAUCAGACUUUUAUUCUCUGAUCAUAAAAUAAGGUGUAAGCUCAAGAUGGGUGACAAUAACAAAUAAAAACAAUUUCAAACAAAAAACUUAUGGAUAGAUCUUGACCUACCCACCUGUCCGUCCGUCGUUCAACCCAUCCAAUAAUCCACAAAAUAAUUGACGCAACUGUUGAAAUUUUACGAUGGUCCAUAAUUUACGCAAUUGUUGAUAGCCGAUAAUUUUGAAAUUUUCUCCUCUGCUUUUAUUCAUCCUAGUCUUCCAGUAAAAUCUAAAACUAGACACUGAUGACGUUUCAUUAAAAUACAGAAAUAUUUUAUGUGGAGAUUGAAACAUUUUGUUUUAUAUUUUUUUUUCCACCUUUGAUAGAAAUCAAUUAAAUCUUAAGAUUUUUUAUUUGGCUCAAAAAUUACAUUCCCUUUUAUUUUCUGACAUUUUACAGUUUGGUUGUAAAAUUAUUCUCCUAGGAUUAUACACCUGUAACACCUGUAACACUAUGUAUGUUUGUGAUUUAUUGUAAGCCUUAUUUUAGAUAUUUUUUUUAAAUAUUACUAAUGACUGUAAAAUAGAAUGUGAGAUUUUUUUGUUUUUGUGAAUAUUUUGUCAGAACAGAAAUAUUUAAUAAUAUUGAAUAAACAGCUCUAUCAUGUAUGUUAAAACAUAAUAAACUAAAUAAAUAAUUUGUUUAUUAUCAGCACUAUUUAUUUAAUAAACAAUUUCUCUAUACAGCUCUUGUAUUGUGCAACCAGAAUUAUUUUAUUGUUAUGGUUACCUUUGGAUUUGAUUUUUUUGUAUCCAUGGUUACCAUAAUGCCAGUAAACUGUGUUAUUGGUGUAUCUACUGUUAAUGUCUAUGUUGUUAUGGUUACCUGUGGAUUUGAUUGGUUUGUAUCCAUGGUUUCCAUAAUGUCAGUAAACUGUGUUAUUAGUGUAAACAAUGCUAACGUCUAUGUUAUUAUAUCCAUCCUAAUACCAGUCUGUAUAUUCCAAUGUUGUAUCCAUGGUAAUAAGCCAUUAUGUAAAUAUGUGUAUUAUAGUAUCUAUGGUUACGGUUAGAUAUACCCUUUGUAAUUUCAUGUGAUAUAUUUAUGUUAUGAAAACUCAUUCUUGCCUUCUUCAGGUAACUAAGUUACCUUAACUCAAGUUUAAAUCAAACUUUUAACACUUUCUCUAAAAUCAUGUUUCAAAUCAAAAAUAUAUGCUCUCUACUCAUCAUUUCUAUAUCAAUAUUCGUUUCUAUAGCAACAGACAAGGUACUCAUCUACAAGAUUAGGUUUAAUAUGUCACAAAUUAUUUUAUAAUUUUAUGUCCAGUCCAGUUAUGUAUUUGUUAUAUUGAAAUUGUUGUAUGGGUCACAUUCAGAUGUUAUUUAGUUUGUUAUUUUCAUGUAUUUAUAACAUCUUUAAUUUGCUGGUCUUGGGGACAUUUUUUAUAGUUUUAGUUAGGUUAUAGAACAGUAUUUUCUGGCUCUAUAUGUUUAUGAAUUACUGUGAUGUGUAACGUAUACCCACUGUAUGUAAGUUAUAUUUCAAGUGGUUGUAUAAAUAGAGAGAUAAAACAAAAAUGUUUUCAAGGGCAAGACUGAAACAUAAACUGUUUAAGUUGUGAAUAAUACAAAUAUUCACGUCUGUCAGCUUAUUAGGCUAGGAACUGGGUCCCAAGGUUAAAAUCUAGGGGUUGGGUGUUCGAUGGUUAACGCAUGCACUUUAAAUUAGAAGGUGUGUCAUUGAGUAAAGUGGCGUGGUUUCAUUACCAGUUUGUAUGUAACAAGGAGUGGGGUCCCCGGUCCAACCUUGUGGGUUUUCUCUGGUUUCCACCAACUGCUAAAAAGCCCAACAUGCAAGCGAAUUAUUGAAAUCAAAUUCAACUAUGUCAGUACCAAUAUGACCUAGUUUAUGGCGAGUGAAUGUUAAACCUCAUUUCUCUCUUUAAAAGCCUAGUAGGGCUCGUCUAAUUGAAGUAGGGCGAAAUUUGACUCACUUUUUUCCUGGACAAUUCCGCAUUUAUCAUAUGAGGUGACAUUUCUAAAAUGACUGAUUAAUUCCUGGUUCAUACUAGGUCUACUUAUUAUCAACAGAUAUAAGUAUAAUUAUGUUGAUGUAAAUACUGAUAUAUUAUUGAACAUGUAAAUAUAUAGAUAUAUAGACAUGAAGCAAGGAAGAGUGGGAGUUAAGUUAAUAUAUUCAAUAACAUGUUACACAAUAUAUUUGUUUUAAAUAUUUUAAUGUAUUAAAUAAUUAUAGGAAAA